CAUUUUUAGCCCUUCGUCUUCUCUUUGCUAUUGAAUAUAGUCUUGAGCACCGUUGAUUUCAUUUCAGCUUCACUCCCCUGCUCUUGCCACUUGCCCACACCCACAGCUGCCACUCCUUGGAGUGGGGAAACUUCCCUUCUAUUCUGCUGGGCGCAUCCCCGCAGACUCCCUUGCCUCUCCUGGACAUUGGGUGAGCCUCCCCACCGCCACUCUUCCUUACUUCAAAAAGGUGCAAAGGAGGAGCAGUGUUCUGUUUUUCUUUUUUUCUUUCUUUCUCCCCACCCCGCCCCCGACAAUGAUAAAACCUGAGACUCGAAGCUUGUUCUCAGGCAUACUAAGCACUUAGGGGCACAGCCAUCCUCACACCAGUUCAAGACUUCUCAGAGUUCACUACACAAGGCUGCGGGCUGGACUGGCAAAACUCAAUUUGCCCAUCAAGUUAACUUGGUCGGCCUGGGACCCGAGGCCAGGGUGAAAGGGCGACAUCCCGGGGCCCUGUGGCUUCUCCCUAGAGCGCCCAAACAGCGGCGUAGGUCUGGAAUGCCCCCGGCCCCCGGAUUUGGAAGAGGCUGGCGCGGAGCAGGCGCCCUGGAGCAGGGUCUCGGGGGUCCCCGGAACAGUCACGUGUUCUCGAGACGCCGUUAAACCCCCGCCCCCUCUUCCCCACCGCCGCCUCCAGGUCCUGCUCCUGCUGUUGCCGCCGCCGCUGGGGUACAGGAGCUAUCGCGCUGGGCCGCGCUCCCGGGAGCCCAGGGCCUGCAGUGGCCGGGGCGCCCCGAGGUCUGCUGACUGUGUUUUUCAGGAAAAAGGAAGGGAAAAGAGAGAUCUAACCACAUGGAUUGGAGAAAAAUCUGAAUUUUAGACUCAAAACUAUGUUGUUUCUAUUACCACAAAUUGUGCUGCAUCUUCUCUUUCUUCAAAAAAUUUUGGACAGCAAUUUUACACUAAGUAAGAAGUACAAGGAAAGGCUAUCAGUAACAACUGACCUACCACAAAGUUAGAAGAAAAGGAUUGAUUCAAGAAAGGACUAUAAUAUGGAUUUAGAGCUCGAUGAAUAUUAUAACAAGACACUUGCCACAGAGAAUAAUACUGCUGCCACUCGGAAUUCUGAUUUCCCAGUCUGGGAUGACUAUAAAAGCAGUGUAGAUGACUUACAGUAUUUUCUGAUUGGGCUCUAUACAUUUGUAAGUCUUCUUGGCUUUAUGGGGAAUUUACUUAUUUUAAUGGCUCUCAUGAAAAAGCGUAAUCAGAAGACUACGGUAAACUUCCUUAUAGGAAAUCUGGCCUUUUCUGAUAUCUUGGUUGUGCUGUUUUGCUCACCUUUCACACUGACAUCUGUCUUGCUGGAUCAGUGGAUGUUUGGCAAAGUCAUGUGCCAUAUUAUGCCUUUUCUGCAAUGUGUGUCAGUUUUGGUUUCAACUUUAAUUUUAAUAUCAAUUGCCAUUGUCAGGUAUCAUAUGAUAAAACAUCCCAUCUCUAAUAAUUUAACAGCAAACCAUGGCUACUUUCUGAUAGCUACUGUCUGGACACUAGGUUUUGCCAUCUGUUCUCCCCUUCCAGUGUUUCACAGUCUUGUGGAACUUCAAGAAACAUUUGGUUCAGCGUUGCUGAGCAGCAGGUAUUUAUGUGUUGAGUCAUGGCCAUCUGAUUCAUACAGAAUUGCCUUUACUAUCUCUUUAUUGCUAGUUCAGUAUAUUCUGCCCUUAGUUUGUCUUACUGUAAGUCAUACAAGUGUCUGCAGAAGCAUAAGCUGUGGAUUGUCCAACAAAGAAAACAGACUUGAAGAAAAUGAGAUGAUCAACUUAACUCUUCAUCCAUCCAGAAAGAUUGGGCCUCAGGUGAAACUCUCUGGCAGCCAUAAAUGGAGUUAUUCAUUCAUCAAAAAACACAGAAGGAGAUAUAGCAAGAAGACAGCAUGUGUGUUACCCGCUCCAGAAAGACCUUCUCAAGAGAACCACUCCAGAAUACUUCCAGAAAACUUUGGCUCUGUAAGAAGUCAGCUCUCUUCAUCCAGUAAGUUCAUACCAGGGGUCCCCACUUGCUUUGAAAUAAAACCUGAAGAAAAUUCAGAUGUUCAUGAAUUGAGAGUAAAACGUUCUGUUACAAGAAUAAAAAAGAGAUCUCGAAGUGUUUUCUACAGGCUGACCAUACUGAUAUUAGUAUUUGCUGUUAGUUGGAUGCCACUACACCUUUUCCAUGUGGUAACUGAUUUUAAUGACAAUCUUAUUUCAAAUAGGCAUUUCAAGUUGGUGUAUUGCAUUUGUCAUUUGUUGGGCAUGAUGUCCUGUUGUCUUAAUCCAAUUCUGUAUGGAUUUCUUAAUAAUGGGAUUAAAGCUGAUUUAAUGUCCCUUAUACACUGUCUUCAUAUGUAAUAAUUCUCACUGUUUACCAAGGAAAGAUCAAAUGUGGGGUCAUAUAAAAUAUAUUUAUGAUAACUAUUUAUGUAUAAUAAAUAGAAAUUUUGUUAACAUGAAAUUUAAUUUAUGUGAAAGAUUUCUGGAUUUGAAUGUCAGUUCAUAAUAUAUGGAAGAUAAUUUUAUGUUAUAGUAGGAUUAAUUUAUUUAGUUGUGUAGUCAGUGUCAAUCCAAUCUGUAAUUUCAUUUUAGAAAGUUGUAUUACCUUCCACUUCCAUGUUGUCUUAUAAACAAAUGAAUUGUAUUUUUUGUUGAAACUAAAAGUUAUGUGUAACCAACUCAGUACUUUUGUCCAAAAAUAUAAUAAGAAAAAAUUUUUCUUGAGGAACUUUUAAUUUCAAACUUGAAGAAUAUCUACCAGCUAUCUAUAUUCAUUUCUACUCCGCACGCUUCUUAAUGUUUAGUUUGUGAAGUACAGAAAAAAUUUAAUAUGCCUAGAAAAUCAUAACUAAAUGACAACUGUAUGCCCAAAUUAUGAUUAUAAUCUUCAACAUUAAGUACAGUUUUGAAAGUCCUGUAGGAAAAUGCUAUUGCCAAUUGAGAAUUGGUCAAAUUGUCAAUUUAACUCCACUGUCCUAGUAAUACACGAGUAAUUUACCAUAUAAAGAAUUUUAAAUCCUUUCCAGACUCAUUAUACAACAUUAAACACUACCAAUAAAGUUGUUUUCAUAUACAUCUUUUCUAUUCUAAAAUGUGAAGUCUAAAUGGUAUCUGUAUUUCCAAUUAUUAAAUAAUUUUGAAGAA
Molecule: messenger RNA, 3158 nt
Organism: Macaca mulatta (Rhesus monkey)
Lineage: Eukaryota; Metazoa; Chordata; Mammalia; Primates; Cercopithecidae
Gene: NPY5R
Product: neuropeptide Y receptor Y5
Biological process (GO): G protein-coupled receptor signaling pathway; chemical synaptic transmission
Cellular component (GO): neuron projection; plasma membrane
Molecular function (GO): neuropeptide binding; peptide YY receptor activity; pancreatic polypeptide receptor activity
Source: RefSeq, a predicted model, not a curated record